UCGGUAUUUGUAACCCUUUUCAUGUUGCUUAAAGGAUCUGCUUACCUCAACUAUCGUUCGGGUGUUGUCCUCCACGCCUCCUGGUUUCUAAACGUUAUGAGCCCAAUCUAUAGAAAUGCUGAAUGGGUUUUGAGGACAGUAUGCCGUUAGGUGCAUCUGAGGUUGCGUCCUAAGCCGUUACCGAGUUACCAAGGCAAGGAGACUUACCUUAGCACGAGCCUGAUCCUAGGCGGCACUUCCACGGCUUGUUUCAUCCGAGGCUGUACAAAGGAUGUCUUUAGAAAUAUCUAAUUCCAGAAGCCCAGGGCCAGUGUGGGAUAACCUCCCGGACGAAAUCCUCGUCAUGAUCUUUGGCCAUCUGGCUGACGUGGGCAGCGUGUGGGAGGAGGACGACCCGCUGCGCCUUACCCAGCUGCCGUACCGCCCCGCCGACCUGGAGCUGCUUCCGCCGGUGGGGCUGCGCGGCUACCCCUUCCUGGCGCAGGUGUGCAGCAGGUGGAGGCGGCUGCUGGACACCGACGUGGCGCAGCGCCUGGUGUGGCGGCACGUGUGUAUCGACCUGGGUCACGAGCUUGUCACCUCCAUCCACACACCCCUGCGCUGGAGCAAUGCGCGGCCCAGCCUGGCGGACUACCACGCGGCCUUCCAGAGCACCUCCCUCAGCGCUAGCAAGAUCCUGCGCUUCCUGGGCCGCGUACGCCCGCACGUGCGCCGCCUCACAGUGGCCAACAGCGAGGGGUUCGAGGGGGAGGGCGGCGAGUGGGUCAGCCUAGCGGACAAGCACGACUUCGGGCCGGCGCAGCUGGGGUGGGCGCUGGCGGCGCUGAGGGACAACCUUACGGAGCUGGUGCUCCAUCGCUGCCACGACCUGGUGUGUCCCUCGCCCUCCUCCCCCUCCGCCCCCUCCUUGGAGGCUGUUGCGGGGGCCGGCGGGGGUGUGUGGGGCCUGCUGCCGCACCUGCCCCAUCUGCGGCUGCUGGCGGUGGAGGGGCUGCGGGGGGCGCUGCCGGUGCAGCAGGCGGCAGCACUGGGGGAGAUGAGGCAGCUGGAGGCCCUGGUGCUGACCUGCGAAUGCCGGGGCUUGGAGGUGGGGCUGGAGGGGGUGCCGCAGGCGUGGAGCCAGCUGACCAGCCUGACAAGGUUGGAGCUGCGCGACCACGGCUUGCUGCCCUGCCUGCCGUCCUGGCUGCCCUGCCUGCCGCGCCUGCGUCACCUGGACCUCAGCGGCUGCAAUGAGCUGGAGGGCGGAGGGCCGGAGGGGGCCGGCGGGGGGCUGCAGGGUCUGGCGGCGGGGACGGGGCUUCAGGUGCUGGUGCUGCAGCGCCUGUCCUUGGAUCACGUGCUCCCCACCCCCGACGAGAUCUCCUACGCCGCCCACCUGGGCCGCCAGCCAGCCCGGCGCUGCCUGCCGGACCUCAGCCCGCUGGGCCCUAGCCUGCGCUCGCUGUCGCUGGCCGCCAACUGCUUCAGCCAGCUGCCCGGCUGGUUGGGGGCGCUGAGCAGUCUGGAGCACCUGGACGUGUCGCACAAUAACGACUUGCACAUCCGUUCUCCGCUCACCUCCCUCGCCGCCCUUCCCUCUCUGCGCCUGCUCGACUUCCGCUGCGUGCACGUGUCGCCCGACGAGCCAGCCGGCUACUGGUGCGAGGCCAAAUGCACCACCAUGCAGCACCUCACCCGCCUGGCACGGGCGCUGAAGCGGAGACGGCACCCGCAGCCGCGACUGCUGCUGGAUGUGUAGCAGGCCGCAAUGGAAAGGGGCAGGAUGUGUAGGAGUGAGAGUGUUUAAAAGUAGGAAUUUGCGUUCAGUAUGCAUGUAUGUACCUAUAGAAGCUCGCGUAUUGGAAUUGCUGUUGAACAGAUGUGCAUUGUGUUUAUCAGCGCCCGCCGGGAUUGCGGAGUGCAUGGAUAAGACAUGGCGUGUGCAAAAGGCUACUUCGUUUUUGUCUUGCUGGCACGCCUCUUUCCCUGAAGCAAGGGAAGCAAGGGUUGGGUCGUUCCCUUGGAGACUUCUUUUUUGCCUUGCUGGAAGGUAGCAAGAUGUCGACGUGACAGUAACCGCAUCAAGCACACACAGGCAUGUGCUCGUGAGCAAAUGUUUGCUGCAUAUGUUGUUCCCGAAUGCCGCUGUGUGCCUCAGAGGCGUGUGCAUAUAUGCUGCUAAUGACGUCGUGAUGAGGGCUGUGCGGAGUUGAUCUCGCGUUUGCUGGCGCGGUAAGGUGGGAAGCCUGUGUAGCUGCUGUGUACCCGUGUUUCUAUGGACACCCUCUCCCAGCUGCACUAAGCUUUAAUAUGGCUUACACUCUUUACCUGGUU
Molecule: messenger RNA, 2316 nt
Organism: Astrephomene gubernaculifera
Lineage: Eukaryota; Viridiplantae; Chlorophyta; Chlorophyceae; Chlamydomonadales; Astrephomenaceae
Source: the annotation of a GenBank genome assembly